GCAUCAACCUGGAGGCCACCAGACUUUAACUGGACAGCUUCAAACAUCCCUCUUGGCAGCUCUGCCCUCUGUGGGUAUGUCUGUUGGGCUACACCUUCUGUAGCCAUGGCUUUUACCAGCUGCAGGACUUGGUUGUUAGAGACUUCACUGCUAACAACAUUUUUGAAGGAACAACUGUCACCAUGGAUCUGCAUGAAGCCAUUCAGGACAAGCAGAGAGAUAGGAUUAGAAAGGGACCAUCACUCCUGUCCACAGUGGAAUUCCCACUGGCAGAUCAUCUUGAUGCAGUGUGCAACAUCAACUCUGACAAAACAAGGAGGCCGUUUUGCACUCUGGUUUCCUUGUAAGAUACCAAAGCACUCGUUGAUGUUGUUGGACUACUUUCUUGUUACUUCUGGUAUCCACUUGGAAAUUGGCCAUUCUCUCAAGCCAUUGAGACUAAUUAGCAGAGUGCCAAGUUUGAAAUUGUUGUCGUCCAUAAUCGUCGACAUCCUGCCCAUGCUUGGACAUGUCUUCCUCUUGUUGAUGCAUGUGAUCCACAUUUUUGGUGUCAAGGGAGUCAACCUGUGGACCGGAAAACUGCGCAACCGCUGCUUCCUGGGAGAGGACAUUGUGACAAUGUACAACUUGUCCCUGAGUCCAUAUUUUGAUCAAGGAGCUCCCUUCGUCUUUUCACGUCACAGCUCGACUGGGGAGCGCCACUGCAAAGAUGUUCCCCCUUACCGGGAGCAUGGGAAUAUCUGCACGCUGGCUGCUCCUCACCAGGAUAAACCUGGUGGGCUCAUUCAUUUUGAUGAACGUUGCUACUGUCGUCAUCGCCUCCCAUUUCUCAGAGGCCAUGAAAAAAGGAAGGAAAAAGGUGUAUGGGUCUGUGAUCAACUUCAAAGUCCGAUUCUACAAGGUCAUCAAGCUGCUGGCUCGAUUCGUAAAAAGUUUGAUUAGAUGGCCAUCCUGGACUGGCGAAGAGAACUGGGGAAAUAUGUCACUGCUUGAGUACUCACCUGGUCUGCUUGGGAAAAUUAAGCGAAUGGUGGAGGGCAGUUGCUUUCAAAAUACAAUCUGUUUUAAUUGUCCUUAAUGUUAUCGAAAUGGCUGUUGACCACCAUGAUCAGGAAAUGACAAGAGUAUUAGGAGUGUGUAACUUAAUGUUCACAGUGUUGUUCACAAUUGAGAUGAUCUUAAAUAUCCUGGCAUUCCAACUGCAGUACUUUGUAAAUCAAACAAACCUCUUCGACUUCACCAUGGUCAUCAUCAGGUUCCGCAUAUUGUGCCAGCGUGCUGUUUCACACCAGUACUUUGACAAUAUAGUUGUCGUCUUCAUUGUGCUGAGUUGCAUCACCAUCGCUAUGGAGAGGCAUCAUGUAUGAUGGACUGGAUGCUGUAGGAGUUGACCAGCAGCCCAUUAAGAACUACAACAAAUGGAUUCUGCUUUAUUUCCUCUCCUUCAUGAUGAUGAGCUUCGUCUUGUUGGACAUGUUCAUCGGUGUAAUGGUCCAGACCUUUCACCAAUGUCAGCUGAUCCAGACACAAGAGGAUGAAGAGUUGAGAAACGAAGAACGUCUGAGUGGAAGCCAGGGGAUUGAAGGGGAGUCACCUGAGAGCGAGCAAACGCCAUCUUUUGAAGGUUCCUGGAUGUGGCACCUUUUUAUAUAAGAUAUGUACCAGUAGAGCCCUGGAACUCUCAGUGACUGUCAUCGUUAUCAUCAAUGUUUUGCUGAUGGG
Molecule: messenger RNA, 1722 nt
Organism: Melanotaenia boesemani (Boeseman's rainbowfish)
Lineage: Eukaryota; Metazoa; Chordata; Actinopteri; Atheriniformes; Melanotaeniidae
Exons: 13
Coding region: 106-942 (278 amino acids)
Biological process (GO): calcium ion import; sodium ion transmembrane transport; membrane depolarization during action potential
Cellular component (GO): neuron projection; plasma membrane; voltage-gated sodium channel complex
Molecular function (GO): low voltage-gated calcium channel activity; voltage-gated sodium channel activity
Source: RefSeq, a predicted model, not a curated record